AAACAGUUUACAUAAAAAAAACACGAGUUUGUUGGAAAUUACUCGUUCUGUGAGAAGGAUUUUUUGGACUUUUCUUAAAUUUAGCAUUAAUAAAAUACAAAAUAAUGUUUCGAAUGCCUCCACAAAUUGAUCCCGCCGAGGAAAAGAAGCGGGUACAAGCUGAUGUACGCAAUAAUUUUAUAAUGUUUACCGUUUUGUGUUUGGCCAUACGUCUGGCUCCGAUUGUUUUGGAUAAAGUUCAGGCAUAGCAUUUAAAAGAUUCAUCAGCAACUUGGGUCAAGCAUCAAAUGUCUUUAUUUUUUAAGACAAAAUGUUGACUGAAACCAAUGGUCUCCGAUGAGAAAAUUUUUUUGCAGUUAUACAGUUGCUUUUAUUCCUCAACAUAAUCAAGUUGAUUUUAAUUAAAUUAUGAGUGUUAUGUACUAGAUUGAAAUAAAUUAUUCAUUGUUAUUAACAAAA
This is a messenger RNA of Lucilia cuprina (Australian sheep blowfly), 459 nucleotides long. RefSeq lists its product as uncharacterized. The transcript is spliced from 2 exons. The record is from RefSeq and is a predicted model, not a curated record. Bases 105 to 248 code for a protein of 47 amino acids. NCBI's taxonomy places the organism in Eukaryota, Metazoa, Arthropoda, Insecta, Diptera, Calliphoridae.